UUAUAAUUUUGGUCAAUUUUAUGUAUAAAUUUUCAACGCUAAGGAAACCUUUUGUGUAUUUUAUUUUAGGAGGGCCUGGCUCUGGAAAAGGUACUUAAUGUGAAUUGUUAAGUAAAAAUUUAAAAUGCGUGCACUUAUCUGCUGGACAAUUGUUGAGAAAUGCUAUUAGCAAUGAUUCAGAGCACAAAAGUACGAUUGAAAAUUGCAUAAAUAGUGGAAGAAUAGUUCCUAGUCAUGUGACAAUCAAUUUAUUGGACAAGGCCAUUUUUGAAGAGUAAAGUUCUGAGACAUUUUUGAUAGAUGGAUUCCCUCGAAAUUAUGAGAACAUGGAAAAUUGGAUAGCAUUGAUGGAUCACAAAAUCACAUUUAAGAGUGUCAUCCACAUUCUGUGUUCAAGAGCCACCAUGAUUUAGAGAAUAACAGAGAGAUCCAAAACAAGUGGGAGGUCAGAUGACAACAUCUAAACUUUGGAAAAGAGAUUCAUCACAUAUUAAAAUGACACUUACAAAAUAAUAGAGCAUUAUCGAAAUCGAAAGCAAUUGAUUGAAAUUAAUGGAGACAACUCAAUAGAAACAGUACAAGGAGAAAUAUUGGAAUCACUUAAAAAGCAUCACAGUUAGUGAACUUUGAUAUUCCGUAUUUGUUUUAUAAAUAGUUAUA
Molecule: messenger RNA, 660 nt
Organism: Paramecium tetraurelia
Lineage: Eukaryota; Ciliophora; Oligohymenophorea; Peniculida; Parameciidae
Exons: 5
Biological process (GO): 'de novo' pyrimidine nucleobase biosynthetic process; UDP biosynthetic process; CDP biosynthetic process
Cellular component (GO): nucleus; cytoplasm
Molecular function (GO): UMP kinase activity; ATP binding
Source: RefSeq, a predicted model, not a curated record